Messenger RNA from Aspergillus chevalieri, 891 nucleotides. Its product is annotated as alpha/beta fold hydrolase. The record is from RefSeq and is a predicted model, not a curated record. Lineage: Eukaryota; Fungi; Ascomycota; Eurotiomycetes; Eurotiales; Aspergillaceae. Gene Ontology annotation, molecular function: catalytic activity. The transcript is spliced from 3 exons. The coding region runs from base 1 to 891 and encodes 296 amino acids.
AUGCCCAACACCAAGACCGUACACGUUCCUCACCUGGGCGGCAUCGAUGCCGCCUACCAGAUGCCUCACCCAUUCGACCCCGCAAAGCCCACCCUCGUCCUGGUCAAUUCAUUCACCACCUCGUCUGAAUUGUACAGCAAGCAGUAUGCCAACAAGGAACUCACGGAUAAGAUGAAUCUGAUCGCCAUCGAGCUGCUGGGCCAUGGCCAAACGCGCACUAAGCGCGAACACUGGACAUACUGGGAUACGGCGGAGAUGAAUCUCCAGGUCCUGGAUUCUCUAAAUAUUGAAAAGGCUUUUGUGCUGGGAACGAGUCAGGGUGGUUGGAUUACGGUUCGGAUGUCGCUGAUGCGGCCAGACAAGAUUGCCGGUAUAAUCCCCCUAGGCACGUCUAUGGACUACGAGUCUGAACCUACCCGCCAACUUGGCUGCUGGGAUGCCCCCAAUCUGCUCACUCCGACCAUCGAUGCUUUCACGUCGAACGAACCAACGCCAGACUUCGAGCCGCCUCUUGCUUACUGUGACAUGCUAGUUAAUACUGGCUUUGGCGAGGAUUGUCCAGCAGAGACGCGCGAGUACUGGCGCAAGACUAUCCGUGAGAACUACCAGGGUGAUGACGGACGGCGCCGACUUCGCAUGUCGGCGAUCAAUUUAAGAGAUCGCGAUGGUUUGUAUUCGAGGUUGUUUGACGUGAGGUGUCCGGUGUUGUGGUUGCACGGAACAAAGGAUGUGGUCUACUCGCUCGCUAAUGCACAGAGGGAGAUUGGAUUGUUCGUUAACUCCCCUGAUGCGAAACUCGUGCCGGUUGAGGGUGGCGCUCACUUCCUGAGUGCCUCGAAUCCUAAGGAGGUUGAUGCGGAGAUCUUGGGGUUUGUGACCAAGUACAGCUAG